AUGGCUGGAAGUAUCAAAGAGGAAGCAAUGGUGAAAACUGAUGAGAUCGCUCAACGUCUGUCAGUGGCACAAUUGAGAGAAUCUUUCGAGUCUAAAAAUACAAGUUCUUCAUCGAGACCGAAAUCCAUCGGUAGAGAUUCUAAUCGACAACAACAACAACAACAUCUUUCAGCUAAGCAAACCGGCGCUGGUACCACCGAGCAUUUUACAAAAGAACUUGAAGGUGUAUUGAAAUCACAACCAACAAAAAAUAAUAGUUAUAUUCGUUCAGCUACUAAUAAACUUUCGGAUAGUGAUGAUGUAAACAGACAAACUGAGUGUCUUUCCACUAAACCACAAGAAACUAGUAAAAUGAAUCGAAACAGCAUCAGAGAAAAAGAUAGCAAAUGCUCUGACAUCUCCGAAGUCCGUCAGAGAGCAGAACAUGUUGUAGAGCAACAUGUUAAUCAAGUCAAAGCCAGCUACAUUAAAGAAAAACUCGAAUUCAAUAUUAUGAUUUGUGGUUCACCACGCGUCGGCAAAAGUACAUUUGUUAAUACAAUGUGCGGUCGACAAGUUGCACCGACAAGUGGGAGCCUGAACACAUGUACCACCGAAGUAACAUGUUAUUCUUACGCAGACGACAGAGAAACGGAAAUGGGUGUAAAACAUUUCAAGAUGAACAUUUGGGACACACCAGGUAUUGAAGAAUGGGAAAAAGUUCAAAAUACAUUUGAUAACAAUUUUUCAACAACAAAUCCAAUUUGUUUGAUUUUCUGUACUGCACCGGGUGCAUUUACAAAAUUGGUGCAUGUGUUUUUCUUUAUUGUAACGUGUAUCGUCGUCCAUCUUCUAAAAAGCUCUAUUACGAUAAUCUCCUUAGUUUUCUUCUCCAAAACGCAAAGAAAUUAUGUCACAGUUCUCGUAGUCAAAGACAAAUUGAUGCUCCUUUUGUUUAUUUUCAACAUUAAAGUUGAAUUCAGCAUCCAAUAUAAAAUGCGGUGAUUUCCCUAGCUCAGGUUUU
Messenger RNA from Didymodactylos carnosus, 1003 nucleotides. Lineage: Eukaryota; Metazoa; Rotifera; Eurotatoria; Philodinida; Philodinidae. The record is from the annotation of a GenBank genome assembly.